Molecule: messenger RNA, 1272 nt
Organism: Python bivittatus (Burmese python)
Lineage: Eukaryota; Metazoa; Chordata; Lepidosauria; Squamata; Pythonidae
Source: RefSeq, a predicted model, not a curated record
GCGCCCCUUUCCCUUCCUCCUCUCGCUUCGGUUUGGCGGUAGGAGGCCCGGACUGGCCUGUUCGGCUCUUGGCGCCCUCCGUCUUCCUUUCGGUGAGGUGGGAGAGCAGAUUUCUGUUCACUUGUACUGUAAGAGGGGAAAAGAGACCCAUUCAAGAGAAUGAGUGAACUGGAACAAUUACGGCAGGAGGCAGAACAGCUCCGGAAUCAAAUUAGAGAUGCAAGAAAAGCAUGUAGUGAUACAACUCUUGCUCAGAUCACCACAAGUCUUGAUUCAGUGGGUCGAAUCCAGAUGCGUACCAGGCGUACCUUGAGAGGUCAUUUAGCCAAAAUUUAUGCUAUGCAUUGGGGAUCUGAUUCAAGGCUACUAGUGAGUGCUUCCCAAGAUGGAAAAUUAAUUAUUUGGGAUAGUUAUACAACAAACAAGAUGCAUGCUAUUCCUUUGCGGUCUUCCUGGGUAAUGACCUGUGCAUAUGCACCAUCUGGCAAUUAUGUCGCUUGUGGUGGACUGGACAACAUCUGCUCUAUCUACAAUCUGAAGACAAGGGAGGGCAACGUACGAGUGAGCAGAGAACUACCCGGCCAUACUGGGUACUUGUCCUGUUGUCGCUUUCUUGAUGACAACCAAAUAGUUACAAGCUCUGGAGACACUACCUGUGCUCUGUGGGAUAUUGAGACGGGCCAACAGACUACUGCAUUUACUGGACAUACUGGAGAUGUCAUGAGUCUCUCUCUAAGCCCAGACAUGAGCACUUUUGUUUCGGGUGCCUGUGAUGCCUCAUCCAAGCUCUGGGAUAUUCGAGAUGGGAUGUGCAGGCAGUCGUUCAUGGGACACGUAUCUGACAUUAAUGCAGUUUGUUUCUUCCCAAGUGGCCAUGCCUUUGCCACCGGUUCAGAUGAUGCGACCUGUCGACUCUUUGAUCUUCGUGCAGACCAGGAGCUCAUGAUGUAUUCUCACGACAACAUCAUAUGCGGGAUCACUUCUGUAGCUUUUUCAAAGAGCGGACGUCUCUUUUUGGCGGGGUAUGAUGAUUUCAACUGUAACGUUUGGGAUACCCUGAAGGGAGAACGUGCAGGUGUUCUUGCUGGUCAUGACAACCGAGUCAGCUGCUUAGGAGUGACUGAUGAUGGCAUGGCAGUAGCUACAGGAUCUUGGGACAGUUUUCUCAGAAUCUGGAAUUAACGUGGCAUCUGAAACAUACACAAAUAGACACGCACACCUUCUCCACUGAGAUCUGGAGAGAGCAAUGCUGCAGCCUCUUGCUGUGAAAUA